Molecule: messenger RNA, 426 nt
Organism: Protopolystoma xenopodis
Lineage: Eukaryota; Metazoa; Platyhelminthes; Monogenea; Polystomatidea; Polystomatidae
Source: the annotation of a GenBank genome assembly
AUGUCUGCAAGCUCCGCUGGUUCCUCUUCUGUCGCAUCGACUGGAUCUGGACUUCAAAACUGCCAGUCAGCAAAUCGACGUCAAGUGUCCUCUCAUCAGCCAGGCCAUGACCCACAGCAACAUCAAUUACAGCAGCAGCAGUACCAGCAGCAGUAUCAACAAUACCAGCAGCUCCUGCAGCAACAGCAACAACAAGUUACUCAGCAUAGUCAGCAGCAGCAACAACAAUAUCAGCAACAGCACCCGCUCUCGUCUGCCCAAGUCUAUCAGCAGCAAGUUAGUCCAGCUGGUCUUCAUCCUAGCCGUUCGGGUCUGGAUUCCUCUUCCUCAGCACAGGCAUCUGCUUCUUCUUCAUCUGCUUUCUCCGCCGCUAUGGCAGCCAGCUUCUUCCCUGUUGGCUGGUGGCCACAAAUUUUGAGAUCCUAG